AGUGUGAAGUACAAAGAAACUGAAAUAUGUGCUUUAAAGGGGUCCACAGUGUUUAUCAAUGGCACUUACACAAAGCCAGCAAAGUUUAAUGUGAAAGAGGAAUUUUGGGUCACAGAGAAUUUCAAUGGACAUGAGGACAAGCCUGUAUAUUGCAGACCCACUAAUGCCUCAGGCAGAGUCCAGUGUUAUGUAGAUAAACAGCAACACUUCUCCCUCAAACUGAUUAAUGUAACGAAGGAGGAUGAACAUGACUAUCGCUUCAGAAUCAAAACAAAUGUAGCCAAUGAAAAAUGGCUGGGAGAUCCUGUUAAGACCAGUGUCACAGAGCUCCUUGUGAACACUCUUCUUGAAGUAAUAGAGAGAGAAGCAGCAGUUCUGACGUGUGCAACCAGCUGCAGUCUGACUGACAGUCCAACAUUCAUCUGGUACAAAAAUGGACGUCCUUUAUCGUCCAAUACAAACCCACUCCACCUGCGACCAGUCAGCAGUGAGGAUGCAGGCAGUUAUAUGUGUGCUGUAAGAGGAUAUGAACAUCUCCCCUCUCCUGCUCAAACUCUCACUGUCAGAUAUCCUCCAAAGAAUGUAUCAGUGUCCAUCAGUCCCUCUGGUGAAAUAGUGGAGAACAGUUCUGUGACUCUUAGCUGCAGCAGUGAUGCCAACCCACCUGUGCAGAACUACACCUGGUUUAAAGAAGGAGUAACCUCACCUGUAGGAUCUGGAGAGACUUACAACAUCACCAUCAGCUCCAAUAACAGUGGAGAAUACACAUGCCAAUCCAGUAAUGACCAUAGACAUGGGUCUCAUUCAGUAACACUAAAUGUUUUGUAUCCUCCACAGAAUGUGUCAGUGUCCAUCAGUCCCUCUGGUGAAAUAGUGGAGGGCAGUUCAGUGACUCUGACCUGCAGCAGUGAUGCCAACCCACCUGUGCAGAACUACAACUGGUUCAAAGAGAAAACAUUAUUAGGAAAAGAAAGCACACACAUUAUUCCUAAUAUCAGCUCUGAGGACAGUGGAGAAUACAAGUGCAAGUCCAGUAAUGAACAUGGAUCAAAAUACUCAUCUCUAAUACUGAAUGUUAUGUAUCCUCCAAAGAAUGUAUCAGUGUCCAUCAGUCCCUCUGGUGAAAUAGUGGAGGGCAGUUCAGUGACUCUGACCUGCAGCAGUGAUGCCAACCCACCUGUGCAGAACUACAACUGGUUCAAAGAGAAAACAUUAUUAGGAAAAGAAAGCACACACAUUAUUCCUAAUAUCAGCUCUGAGGACAGUGGAGAAUACAAGUGCAAGUCCAGUAAUGAACAUGGAUCAAAAUACUCAUCUCUAAUACUGAAUGUUAUGUAUCCUCCAAAGAAUGUAUCAGUGUCCAUCAGUCCCUCUGGUGAAAUAGUGGAGGGCAGUUCAGUGACUCUGACCUGCAGCAGUGAUGCCAACCCACCUGUACAAAACUACACCUGGUUCAAGGAGAAAAAAUUAUUAGGAAAAGAAAGCACACACAUUAUUCCUAAUAUCAGCUCUGAGGACAGUGGGGAAUACAAGUGCAAGUCCAGUAAUGAACAUGGAUCAAAAUACUCAUCUGUAAUACUGAAUGUUAUGUAUCCUCCAAAGAAUGUAUCAGUGUCCAUCACUCCCUCUGGUGAAAUACUGGAGGGAAGUUCAGUGACUCUGACCUGCAGCAGUGAUGCCAACCCACCUGUGCAGAACUAUAACUGGUUUAAGGAGAAAAUAUUAUUAGGAAAAGAAAGCACACACAUUAUUCCUAAUAUCAGCUUUCAGGACAGUGGAGAAUACAAGUGCAAGUCCAGUAAUGAACAUGGAUCAAAAUACUCAUCUGUAAUACUGAAUGUUAUGUAUCCUCCAAAGAAUGUAUCAGUGUCCAUCAGUCCCUCUGGUGAAAUAGUGGAGGACAGUUCAGUGACUCUGACCUGCAGCAGUGAUGCCAACCCACCUGUGCAGAACUAUAACUGGUUUAAAGAAGGAGGAACCUCACCUGUAGGAUCUGGACAGACUUACAACAUCACCAUCAGCUCUAAUAGCAGCGGCUGGUACUACCGUGUAGCUCAGAAUGAACAUGGGAUGCUGAAAUCAGCUUCAAUAGAUGUCACUUUAAAGGGUCACUUCUACAUUUUGCCUGUAACUGUUGGAGUGGGCCUCUGUGGGAUUGUAAUCCAUGGUGAAUCUUAUUAUGCUGAAGUUCAGAGUGAAGGGCCUCCUAUGGUGCAAAGGGAACAUCGUGUGUGCCUUGUCCCUGGAAAUAGCUGUAAAUGUGACACAGCACCAGUACUAUGUGGUGUGCCUCUCCCUGUCCAGCAGAUGGAAAAACACCCCAAUGUACCUGUUGUUAAAUGGGUCAUAUGCGCAUAUGGAGUCACCCUUCUGCUAGAACUCCAUCCCCCAUUCUGCUGUUCCUGGGAAAGUCACACUGUCACCACACCAUCAGUGUCAUUUCACUUAACAACAUGA
Messenger RNA from Electrophorus electricus (electric eel), 2457 nucleotides. The record is from RefSeq and is a predicted model, not a curated record. Lineage: Eukaryota; Metazoa; Chordata; Actinopteri; Gymnotiformes; Gymnotidae.